Caenorhabditis briggsae is the source of this 1248-nucleotide messenger RNA. Gene Ontology annotation, molecular function: fatty acyl-CoA hydrolase activity. NCBI's taxonomy places the organism in Eukaryota, Metazoa, Nematoda, Chromadorea, Rhabditida, Rhabditidae. Gene Ontology annotation, biological process: fatty acid metabolic process; acyl-CoA metabolic process. The transcript has 6 exons. The record is from RefSeq and is a predicted model, not a curated record. The coding region runs from base 1 to 1248 and encodes 415 amino acids.
AUGCUCCAUGUGGACAAAGUGGACAGUUUAUUAACUGAAAAAGUUAGGAUUUCAGCAUCCGGACUCAAUGAGUUCGAGUGCUAUCAAUUCCAGCUAUUGUUACACUCGGACCAAGGAAUCUUACGCUCGUUUUGUCUUAUUCGUUCUGAUGGGUUAGGGGAAAUAGAUUUGGACACUGAUAAGCCAAUCCGUGGGACAUAUCAUGAUGUUGAUCCUAUGGGACUGUUCUUGACACUUCUGAGAACAGAUGACGUUCAAUAUGGAGCAUAUACUAUCUCCAAUUCCGACCGACUUUUAGACCAACUCCAUUUGAAAAAGCGCUGGUGCCAUCCAUCAAUAGAACAAAUUCAAAUCUCUCGAGAUGGAUUAUACGGCACAAUUUUCAAACCACCUGGUCCUGGACCCUUUCCAUGUAUUAUCGACACCCCAGUAAUCAGUGGAAAACUCUACAAAGGUCAUGCAGCACUAUUUGCAUCUGAAGGAUAUCUAACAUACUGUUUCCCGAUGUUCGAUGAGCCAGGACUUCCCGAAAAAAUGAUCGAUGUCGAUGUAGAGUACUUGUCGCGACAAAUCCGGCUCGUCCAAUCUCUUUCAUACUGUUCUGACAAAAUCGGAUUAUACGGAAACUCAUUCGCCGGAACCAUAGCGAUGCAUCUGGCAACUAGACAUCGAGAACUUUCAGCAGUCGUAUCUGUGAAUGGUCCGGAGGCAUUUUACAGAGAAACUGGGUUUAUAAAAGAAGAUGGGGAGCCUAUACGUUGUGAAAAAUUGGAUGAUUCGUUAUCAGUUCCGCAUAAUGGAGUUCUGAGGCAAACCGAAGUUUUUAAAGAUGUUUUUAGAAGGUUGACAGAGGAGACUAGUAUAAAAUGGGAAAGGAUAUCGAGGAAGGUACCAUUUCGAUUAGUGGCUUCUCUAGAUGAUUGGCUGUUAUGUGGUGUAUCCAAUGGGUAUAAUAUUCGAGAACAUCUUCGAAAAACUGGACAUCAAAUUGAAAUCGAUUUUGUGCCUGGUGGCCAUACAAUCAUCAUCCCAUACCAACCACACCAAUGGUUCGCGUUUAACAAAUUCAUUCGGAUUUUGUUGGGAUUUGGUGGAGAGAAUUAUUUACACUCAAAAUUUCAAGUGAACGUUUGGGAGGGACAUUUGAAAUUCUUCAAGAAACAUUUGGGAAUUCCACAAAGAUUGCCGGAUUACAAAAGAGAAACAAGGAUCAUCAUGGUGGCCGACAAGAAUAAUAGCAAGUUAUAA